Amblyraja radiata (thorny skate) is the source of this 2978-nucleotide messenger RNA. RefSeq names its product Rho GTPase activating protein 19 (gene arhgap19). NCBI's taxonomy places the organism in Eukaryota, Metazoa, Chordata, Chondrichthyes, Rajiformes, Rajidae. The transcript has 12 exons. Gene Ontology annotation, biological process: regulation of small GTPase mediated signal transduction; signal transduction. The record is from RefSeq and is a predicted model, not a curated record. Gene Ontology annotation, molecular function: GTPase activator activity. Gene Ontology annotation, cellular component: cytoplasm. The coding region runs from base 103 to 1563 and encodes 486 amino acids.
GGCCGCGCGCGCAGACCCGCCCCCGCGCCCGCGCAAUGGCGCCGAUUUCAAAUCCACCAAUGGGAGCGCAGCGGGACCAACGGCUGCUCGGCCGCUGCAAAGAUGGAGGAUCGGGGGGACUCCACCUGUAAUAUUGUGAUCAGCACUGAACCAUCGCAUCACAGUAAGCCCAUCAUAUUUGACCCGGACUUCUUUGUGGAAAAACUUCGUCAUGAGAAGCCAGGGGUGUUUCUCGAGCUGGUGGUGAGCAAUCUUACCCGUCUCAUUGACCUACCUGGCACAGAGUUUGCACAGCUCAUUGGCGAGGAGGAGCCCAAGUUACCUACCAACCAUGGAUUCUUCCGCUCCUUCAACUUCCUGAAACGCAAAGAGAAGGGAGUUGUGUUUGGAGCUCCGCUGACAGAAGAGGGCAUUGCUCAGGUUUAUCAGCUCAUUGAAUAUCUUUACAAACAUCUUCAUGUGGAGGGCCUGUUUCGUAUUCCUGGAAACGCCUUGCGGCAGCAGUGCCUGAAGGAAGCCUUAAACAGCGGAGUGGACAUCGAUCUGGACGCUGGGGAAUUUCAUCCAAACGAUGUAGCGACUCUGCUGAAAAUUUUCCUUGGGGAACUUCCAGAUACACUUCUCAGUCACAGGCAUUACAAUGCUCACCUCAAAAUCGCAGGUCUGAUGGUGUUUGACACCAAGGGGAAGCGGACCGUCCCUGACAAGGAGCGUCAGAUUGAAGCGCUCCAGCUGCUCUUCCUGUUGCUGCCGCCCGUCAGCCGCAACUUGUUGAAGCUGCUCUUGGACCUGCUUUACCACACCGCCAAGCAGCAGGACAAGAACAAGAUGACCGCCUCCAACCUGGCACUUAUGUUUGCCCCACAAAUUUUCUGGCCAAAGAAUAUGGUCGUGGCUGACCUCCAAGAGAAUAUCACCAAGCUCAAUAACGGAGUGUCUUUUAUGAUUAAACAUUCUCAGAAGCUUUUUCGGGCACCAGCGUACAUUCGAGAACUCGCCAGGCUGCAAUUCACAGGAUCCAGAGUUGCAGUUUCCAAGGAUGACCUGGACCUGCUGCCCGUGUCAAACUGCCCGGCCUUGCUCUCGGUGAAGGUGGCGAAGCGGACCCGGCUGCACUCGGUAUUGAGACGUGAAGAUACGCAGCAGCGGACGGAGGAAGCCCUGCAGGAACUCUUUAAACAUGUCAGCAAUAUGCCGGACUCUGCCAAGAAGAAGAAGCUUGUGAGACAGUUUAAUAAAAGCUCGGCUGCUGGAACUCCUGAUGGAUUUGCUUCGCCCAGAACCAAGAAACACGUGCGCUCCCGGACAUUUGGAGGCCUCAUUAAGCGUAAAGUGCUAGGUGGUCAACAUGUCCCAGACAGGACGAGCCAAAUCCCAAUAGCUGGUGCGGCCACGCUGAGCUGUCAACACCAGGCUGCGCAGUGCAAGGAGAACCUGGCUCAGAGGCCGCUGGAACUGAUGUCAUUGCAUCUCAGUCACAACCGAUCCAAGUCGACAGAUGAGAUCCUCGAUGAGAAGGAGUCGCAGAGAGGGAAUCGAAUGCGGCUGGAGUCGGCAAUUUAGCCUCGGUGUCGCUCUGACGGCACCGUGGAGAUUCGCCCGAGAGCGUCGGGACAACCACUAAUGGACAGAAUUGUUGAGUGUUUACAGUGACUUUAUAGCAGUGGUUCCCUGUGGAAAGAAACUGGUAAAAUUUUAAACAAUCUGGGAUGAAACUGGCUCGAUUGAAUGUCAAGAGACUGGAUUGCUGGUUGAAAGGCUCAGCUGGGAUGCACGGAUUGGGUAGGAGUGACAGAGGUAAGCUGGUGGAGGUGGUGAGUGAAAGUGAUUUGCUGGUUUGCAUUUUAGUUUUAAACUUUUUAAUAAUGGACUGUCAGUACAUUGGAUGCUUCUGUCCACAAUACUCCAACUCCUUUCAUAAGGUGUUUAUACUGAAAAAGGACGAAAACAUCCUGGGUAUGGUUUACCUAUGCGAGGGCUGGCUCUGGCGGCAGAGGCCUGGCAGUGUUGGGAAGAGAAGCAAGAUUGUUCUGUCACAAAGGGUCAGGAUUGCAGCUAGUGUGAAGAGGGUCAAGGGGUAGCAUGGGGUCAACAGUUACAGACAUUGCCCCACAGCCACCGUUGGCUCGGUUAUUUGGGGAUCUCUGUCUUGUGUUGUGAGAUUGUCCUGCUACGUUUCCCAGUCUGUCCAGCCUUGCCCAGGUGUACUGCAUGCUACUGGUAACGGUUUGGAUCCUGAGUGUUGGUUCCUCGGACCUCUGUCUGGGGUGUGGGGGGUGGUUGCAGCUGGGAAGCAUGGAUCAGUCUGCUGGAUGUUCUGGUGUCUAUCAGUGUGAGAAAGAGUGGACAGUGAGGUCAAGGAAGGGGUCGGUGCUGGAUGCAUGGGCGGGUAAAGGUCAAGUAAUGGAAAGUAAAUGGUAGGAUUCCAUUCAUAAAAUACUCGUCUAUAUUUUACUGAACAUGUCUUUUCUGAAGGUGCUUGACUAAUGUUUAUUGUAGUAACCUGGUCCAGAACCAAUCUCUUGCUUUCUAAGUAUUCCCUACUAAUGCAAUUUUAAACCUGUUAAUGUGACUUGCUGACUCAAUGUCCGGCAGGAGGGUGAAUCUUGUGCCCCUUCCGUCCGACACCUCUCUUGGUCUUGGCUAGGACUGAGCAAGCUUACUUUGGCCGAGGCAGGAUGGGCAAUGGUGUUCAGUUAAACUGCACUGUGCCAUGCAUGGGUGUGACACUCUGUUGUUCAGGACUGUGUGAUGUUUAAUGCCUUUCCCAACUGAACUCACACCAGUUCAAUUCCAACUGUGAUUGUGUCAAAUAGCUCCAAGUUAAUGUGAACCUUUUGUACUGUGAGUGGCUAAUGCCCACACUUUUACCACUCUUGUGCUUGUAUUUAUGUAUAAUAUAAAUGUUUUGUUUGUUAUAUUUUUGCAUUACAUGUACAAUAAUCCCAUUUAUGGCCAUGGUGAAAGUUUCGAUCACU